Molecule: messenger RNA, 6066 nt
Organism: Pseudoliparis swirei
Lineage: Eukaryota; Metazoa; Chordata; Actinopteri; Perciformes; Liparidae
Gene: acanb
Product: aggrecan b
Exons: 19
Coding region: 18-4172 (1384 amino acids)
Biological process (GO): cell adhesion
Molecular function (GO): hyaluronic acid binding
Source: RefSeq, a predicted model, not a curated record
GAGCAUCGACGGUAACCAUGACCCCCCUGCUUCUGCUGUGCGUGUCCUUGCCCCUCAUCUCGGCAACAGUGUUGUUUGAGCUUGAAAACCACGACGAAUUGGAUGGCACACUGCGUGUCAGCAUCCCAAUGGAGUUGCCUCUCCGACCUCUGCUGGGCGGCAAGGUCGUGGUGCCGUGUUACUUCCAGGACAACACGGUGAACGACCCCGGAGCCCCGACCCUCGCCCCGCUCUCCCACCGCAUCAAGUGGACCUACGUCACCAAGGAGACGGUCAAGACCAUCCUGGUGGCGUCCGAUGGAAAAGUUCAAGUGGAGACCGAGUAUUUGGACCGGGUGACGAUGAUCAACUACCCGCUGGUGUCCACCGACGCCACCCUGGAGAUAACGGAGCUGAGGUCCAAAGAUUCUGGAACCUACCGCUGCGAGGUGAUGCAGGGCAUUGAGGACAACUACGACACCGUGGACAUCCAGGUUCAGGGUAUUGUGUUCCACUACCGGGCCAUCUCCACCCGCUACACCCUGAACUUUGAGAAGGCGAAGGCCGCCUGCAUCCAGAACAGCGCUACCAUCGCCACUCCGGCCCAGCUGCAGGCCGCCUACGAUGACGGAUACCACCAGUGCGAUGCCGGAUGGCUCUCUGAUCAGACUGUCAGGUAUCCCAUCCAUGAGCCGCGGGAGCGUUGCUAUGGAGACAAGGAGGAAUUCCCCGGCGUGAGAACCUAUGGCGUGAGAGAUGUCAACGAGACCUACGACGUCUACUGUUUUGCUGAGAAACUCACAGGAAGGGUCUUCUACUCCAUGUCUGUCGAGAAGUUUACCUUCUACGAAGCAGGAGGUCAGUGCGCUAAACUCGGUGCCCGACUCGCCACCACCGGAGAGCUUUACUUGGCCUGGAAGGAUGGCAUGGACGUGUGCAACGCCGGCUGGCUGGGGGACAGGAGUGUCCGCUACCCCAUCAACAUCGCCCGGCCUCAGUGUGGAGGGGGGCUCCUGGGAGUGAGAACCGUCUACCUGUUCGCCAACCAGACCGGAUACCCUUACCCUGACUCUCGCUACGAUGCUGUCUGCUUCCAAGCUGGUGACGAUGCCGGUGCCGUGCCCUUGAGGACCACCCCUUUCCCAGACAUCAUCCGCAUGACACCCUCCCCUGGGAUGUACCCGAGGCUCACCUCCACGCCCGGGGGAGAGGAGAUCAAACGUGGGGAAGUUGACACCUUCUUCCCACUGGCCAUACCGCCCAGUGUGACGGACGUCGAUGCUGCCAUGGCUCCCACAGGUGUGGUGUUCCACUACCGACCCAUCACCGGCCGCUACUCUCUGACCUUUGUGGAGGCUCAGCAGGCCUGCCAGAGCGCCGGGGCGGUCAUCGCCAGCUCCCUGCAGCUGCAGGCGGCCUUCGAGAAAGGCCUCCACCAAUGUGACGCCGGCUGGCUCCGCGACCAGACAGUCAGGUAUCCCAUCGUGUCACCCCGAGCUAACUGUCACGGUAAUCUGCCAAACCUCCCAGGAGUCCGAUCCUAUGGCCUGAGACCAGCGAGCGAACGUUACGAUGUAUUUUGUUACGUGGAACGUCUAGGAGGUGAGGUCUUCUUCACCAGUGACUACGACAGCUUCUCCUAUGAGGAAGCUGUGCAGCACUGUCAGAAACUCAACACCACCUUGGCCACGACCGGCCAGCUGUUUGCCGCCUGGAACCAAGGGCUUGACAAGUGCCGUCCGGGCUGGCUGAUGGACCGCAGCGUCCGCUACCCGAUCACAACCCCCAGGUCUCACUGCGGAGGCGGUCAGGUCGGGGUCCAAAUUAUCUACGCAUUCCCCAACCAGACGGGAUUUCCCGAUGAGCAUUCGCGCUACGACGCCUACUGUUUCAAAGCUGAAGUUCCAGUUGUUGACUUUGAAAUUGAAAUGAGUCUGAAUAUGACAAUCGUGACGGUGGACGUCAUCAACAAGACAACGGUCAAAGUCGAUUUCUUUGCUCCCACAGUUGAAACCAUUGGACAAUACAAUGAAACUGAAAGCCAUAUCAAUAUUACUGAAAUCGAGGAGGUUAUCGAAAAGAAAACCGUCACAACUCACGGAGUUGCUCCAACGAUGAGACCCAUUUUACCUCCGGUCCAUGUUGAUGUGUCCGGCUCUGGUUCAGCUGAUCAUUCAGCCAGCGGGGAGUCCGGCGCCUCCGGCACCAGUGGUGACGCCUCCGGUUCGGGACAGAACGUCAUCUUCAGCGGAAGCACUGACGUCUUCUCCGGGGAUCAGUCCGCCUCUGGAGGUCCGCAGGAGGCAGAGGGGGGAAGUGCCGUCAUCUUCACAUCUGGCGAACCGGGUAGUGCAUCUGGAUCUGGCUCCGGAGUUGAAACUCAACUCUCUGGCUUCAGUGUGUCCGGAUCAGGUUUUAUGAGUGGAAGUGGGGACAUCAGUGGGAGUGGCGGAGACUCUGUCAUCAUCAUGGUGGAUGGGAAGAUGGAGGAGGUGUCGCAAACUCACCAAAAACCCACUGAGCAGGAGUUAGGCCAGGGAGGCAUUGAAACCAGCGGGUCUUUCUGGGAAUCAAGUACCUCCGGAUCUGGAAGUAUGUCCGGGUCCAUGUCCGGAUCCGGGUCCAUGUCUGGAUCCGGGUCCAUGUCCGGGUCUGGCUUCGGCUCCGGCUCCAUGUUCGGUUCCGGCUCUGGGUUAGGUUCCGCGUCCGGCUCCGGCUCCGUGUCCGGGUCCGACUCCAGCUCUGGUGGAUUUUCUGGCAUCUCAUUUGUCGACUACAGCGGCGUUGACCUGACAGUCCAGACAUCCGGUGAGCAGGAGGUGUCUGGAUAUCGCCCCUCUGGAUCCGGGUUCCACAGCGGCUUCCCAAGUGGCUUCCCAAGUGGCUUCCCAAGUGGUUUCCCAAGUGGUUUUCCAUCUGGUGCCUCAGGCUCUGCCUCUGGAGAUUUCAUCCUGCAUCGUGGUGAUGUCAUCUACCUAACAGACAAUCUCAUGAUGGAGGUCACCGAACCGCCACCGGUGCGCCAACCAGAGCAGGGCCGCGGGGUGGUGGAGGUCAGCGGGGAAGGAAGUGGAUCAGGGGUCCAUCAUGAAUUCAGCGGCACUUUGGACCAACGCUUGCAUUUCUCGGGAAGCGGAUCGAAGAUGACUCACGAGUACAUUUCCGGAGUCGGCCAAUCGGGACUCGGGGAGGAGACUCAGGAAAGCCGUGCGGGACCUACAGAGUACGCAGUGACUCCAGAUGCAGCCGACGCCAGCCUCGGCCAAUCGGGACUCGGGGAGGAGACCCAGGAAAGCGAUGCGGGACCGACAGAGUACGCAGUGACUCCAGAUGCAGACUACCCCAGCCCAACCACAGCGCCCUCAGUGUCCUUCGUAACCCCUGCUGUGGUGGAGCAGCCUGAAGUAGUGGCAGACCUGGUAGACCCAUGUGAUCCGAACCCCUGCGGUUCAGGAUCCUGCUCUGUGCAGGCAGAGCUCGCUGUGUGUCAGUGUCCGACUGGUUUCACUGGGAAAGACUGCUCAACACCUGUGCAGGGCUGUGCUGAGGGCUGGUUGGAGUUCAAGGGGAGCUGUUACCUCCACUUUGCUGAGAGAGACACCUGGUCUGAGGCGGAGCAACGCUGCCAGGAGGUCAACGCCCACCUGGUGAGCAUCGGCUCCCAGGAGGAGCAGCAGUUUGUCAACUCCAACGGCCAGGACUACCAGUGGAUCGGCCUCAACGACAAGGCCGUGCAGAACGAGUUCCGCUGGACAGACGGCGGUCCUCUGAACUUUGAGAACUGGAGGCCCAACCAGCCGGAUAACUACUUCAACUCCGAGGAGGACUGCGUGGUGAUGAUCUGGCACGAGGGCGGGCAGUGGAACGACGUGCCCUGCAACUACCACCUUCCCUUCACCUGCAAGACGGGACCUGUCAUGUGCGGCCCUCCCCCCGAGGUGGAGCACGGCCGACCGAUGGGCAGCGGCAGGGAGCGCUACCCGGCCGACUCUAUCGUCCGCUACCAGUGCGACGCCGGCUACACGCAGCGCCGCCUGCCGGUCAUUCGCUGCAUGCCGGACGGACAGUGGGAGGAGCCACAGGUGGAAUGUACAGAAGCCGGCGCCAACAGCAACCGGCGACACAAAAGGUCCCUCAGGAGAAGAAGUAAAGGGGUCAGCAGCAGCCAACAGGAACCGAGGAAGCUGCACUGAGCAGGAAGGGAAAGGACAUAGAACAGAGAGCCACAAAGGACCCCCCUCAAAGGACACCCCUCAAAGGACCCCCCUACGCAAAGAAGCAUGGACACCAAUGCAAAUGCCCGACCAAAAAAAAGAUAAUAUUCCCCAUCACACUGAAGAACAUUUAGAUAUUGUUAAUUGACUGAUGAUUUGGAUCUUUGAGUGUCACCCUGCACCUUUCUGAAGGCAGUUUUUUUUUUCAAUGUAAUUUAUACUGUCUAAUUUAUAGCUGUGAUUUUAGUUUUUUGGGAAGCAUUAUUAUCUCAUUGCACAUUUUAUUUUCACUGCGUUCAAAGCGAGUUUAUAGAUAAAUGAGUCGGAGGCUUUUCCAGAGUGACACACGCGGUCCACAAAUCAGCCCAAUUUAUACAAAAAAGAAAGAAAAAGUGUUUUCGAUUGCAGCUGGAUUCUCUGAGGUCAAACACAAUGUUACGCAAGCGUUUGCUAUAUUUUUAGGGUAUUUUUUUUCUCUAGAUCUUUGUUUCUCUGUAGUUUUUAUUUCUCCAACGACUUUAAUUGUGUGCUUUCAGACAGGAGGCAAAACUGUUGACCGUGACUCCCAAACCUUUUGGGUUGUGACCCCUUAAACUACAACGCGGGGAGCUAAGUCACGUUUUUUUUUUAGGGGUGGAACAGACCAUCCGUGUAUCGGUGUUUGAGAGCCGCGGUGGCAUCGGACAGACUGGCGCGAUCGUGCCGUUCCAAUCGACGGCGAACACAAGAAAUCAAAUGUUCCAGACGGGAUCAGAGUCACCUGGAUUGAAAUAAUCAGCACUCUACGCACUUUUGGGGAGUCUUCAGUCACUUCUGUGCUCAUCAUUUGAAUCCAGCGCACAUUAAACGUUAAUAACAAACAAAAUAAACAAUCCUCACCUGUAGCCGAACACGUAACCGAGGAAACGAGAGACGUCUGCGGCACGACGCGGAAUUACCUGAACACAAAAAAAAUGAUGCGCGCCCGUUUUUUUAAAUGUUCGGGGUGAAUAUUAUUAUCUUUAUUUAAAAAGGGACCAUGUACAGUUAACACAUGCAUGUCACCAUGUGAUGCACCAGAUUGUAGCGAUGCAGCUAAUUUGCAUAUGUAGUCCCUCGACAGACCAUAAUAAACAUGAAACAAUAACACACACGCGACAGGACGAGACGCACGACGACAGUUUGAGUUCGGGAUUUCUAAAGAUCGACGUUUUUUUUUUGUGUGAGAUUCAGCGAAUCUCUCCGGACGUAUUCUCUCCGGAAGAUGAGCGACGCAGAGUCACGACUAUUUGAUCGGGCGUUCGAUUCCUUCACGGUCCGCCUCCCGUUCGCCGAUUCGUUGGUUUUCAUUCCGCCGGUAGUCGGUUUUCCCGUUACGAGACGCUCGGUCGAGGAUCUUAAAACUCGAAGAAAAUAACAGAAUUCGAAGGGAGGCCGUGGAAUUAGUUUUUAAACAUGACGAAAGAGAGAAGAUGAAGAGAAGGUGGAGGUGGAGAGGUGUUGACCAUGACCUUUUAAAAAGGUCAAGAUUUGCUUUUUAACUCUGACAGCAGGUACUUGUGUCCGUAUCUGGUUUCUCACAGAACAAUAAACACACACACACACACACACACACACACACACACACACGAUUUAGAGAGCAUGCGACAGAAUGUAAAAGUUGCUCAAAGUUUGUACAUUUUGUGCACGUGAAAGGAAACGAAUGAACUGGACGUGGACGCUCCUGGUGUGUGUGUUGGAUUUUUUUUGUUUUUCCAUUAGAGCGUAAAGGACGCCGACAUUUUAGAGAGAUUAUGUGGCGGACAGUCGAGGAUGAAUCUGUGCGUCGGUGUUUUGAUUCUUCAAUAAACCGACCCAUCUCUCUUUUUACAAAUAAAAACCAAAAGAAGUGUAA